UCGUUUAGGUAACUUAGCUUUCUGAAAAACCCUAAAAAACCGAAUCUCAAUUUGGUCAGGUGAUGCCCAAGCUCAAGGAGAGUGCCUAAGGUUGAAUUCUUCAAAAAAAUGCUGGUAGGAAUCUUUCACCACCUGCGCAUGAUUCCCGGAUCCUUUCCUCGUCAAGUUUUCGAUCACCAUGUCGAGGUAUUUGAUGCUGGGGAAUAUAAAGAAGACAGCAGGUUCCCUCAUUACAAGCCAAAGACUGAACCAUUUAGAAGCAAGGAAGAGCGGGAUAGUUGUUGCAGUUUGGCCUCUCUUUCGUAAUAAAAUUUUCUCACAUUAUAGUUUUUUAUCCAGAGGACAUCCUUCCUCCCCAUCUCACUGCACUUGGAGAAGCUUUUACGGGACUAGUAACUCCAGAAGUUUUGGUGUCGUCACAGCCAGUAAUGCCAUUAAACUACAUGCUCAGUUGGUCCGGAAAAGGUUUUCCUACAAAUUCUCCUCCAAUGGUCGUGCUUUUCCCCCCAUAACCGAAGCUGCUCAAGCAUUUAUCUUGGCCAUUUCACGUUCUUACCUGAUAGUUCCUGGUAUAUUUGCUUUCGCUUGUGGAGAGCUAGCAGCCCAAAGAACAUUCGCAAAUGCAGGCCACUACCCAUCUCCUAAUUCUUUCUAUGUACGUGCAGAAGAUGGGCAUGCCAUCAUGGUUUCACUACUACGUUCCACAUUAGAAGUUAUGACAUUAUUACUUAGAGCACUAUAUCUUGCCAUCUUGUUCUCACCUUGCAUUCUGAUGGCUCCAUUUGUGGAUACCUUUGGAUGCAAUUUCAGAAGACUCUGGCUUCAGGUUGUUCACCGUUCACUGGAAAAAGGAGGUCCAGCAUUCAUUAAAUGGGGUCAGUGGGCAGCAACAAGGCCAGAUCUCUUCCCUAGGGACUUAUGUACCAAGUUAUCAGAGCUUCACACUAAGGCUCCAGAACAUAGUUUUUCCUACACGAAAAGAACUAUUGAACGGGCAUUUGGUAGAAGGCUUUCUGAGAUAUUUGAAAAUUUUGAAGAGGCUCCUGUAGCAUCAGGAAGUAUUGCUCAAGUACAUCGAGCUUAUUUGAAAUUUCGAUAUCCUGGUCAACAAGUGAAACCUAUGUUAGUUGCUGUAAAAGUUAGACACCCUGGUGUCGGUGAAUCAAUUAGGAGAGAUUUCAUUAUAAUUGACUUGGUAGCAAAAAUCUCAAAGUUUAUUCCCACUCUCAAGUGGUUGAGAUUGGAUGAAAGCGUGCAACAAUUUGCAGUUUUUAUGAUGUCUCAAGUUGAUCUUGCAAGGGAAGCUGCUCAUUUGAGCCGCUUUAUUUAUAACUUUAGACUGUGGAAGGAUGUUUCAUUUCCGAAACCUGUGUAUCCCCUCGUACAUCCUGCUGUUUUAGUGGAGACUUAUGAACAUGGGGAAAGUGUUUCACACUACGUUGAUGAGCUGGAAGGAAAUGAAAGACUGAAGUCUGCAUUGGCACACAUUGGGACUCAUGCACUUCUUAAAAUGCUUCUGGUGGAUAACUUUAUACAUGCAGACAUGCAUCCUGGGAAUAUCCUUGUUAGGGUGCCUCAUGGAAAGUCCCGUAGGAAGCGACUAUUCAAUUCAAAGCCUCACGUUGUUUUCCUCGAUGUAGGCAUGACUGCUGAACUUUCUGGAAACGAUAGAGUAAAUUUACUAGAAUUUUUUAAGGCAGUUGCCCGAAGGGAUGGCCGCACCGUUGCAGAAUGCACCCUGAGGUUAUCAAAACAUCAAAAUUGCCCUGAUCCAGAGGCAUUUAUUGAGGAAGUGACGGAGGCAUUUUCUUUCUGGGCUACGCCAGAAGCUGAUUUAGUGCAUCCUGCUGAAGCCAUGCAGCAAUUACUGGAGAAAGUGAGGCGUUAUAGAGUCAACAUUGAUGGAAAUGUCUGCACUGUGAUGGUUACAACCUUGGUUCUUGAGGGUUGGCAGAGGAAACUUGAUCCGGAGUAUAAUGUGAUGCAAACACUGCAAACGCUGUUACUAAGAGCCGAUUGGGCGAAAUCUCUUUCCUACACAAUAGAAGGAUUGAUGGCGCCAUAGAGAGGGUCUCUCUGCUCUACAAUUUUGACAAUGUAAAGGCCAAAUUACUUACUAUAAGCUGGAUCCACGUUACUCAAGUUUUGUCUUUUCACCUCAUUUUCCCACCGAACUUUUGUUUUGAUUUUUUGAGUUCAAAACUGAGGGGGAAAGCGGUAGACGAGAGUAAAAGCAAAUAAUGUGGUAUAAAAACCCAAUUCUUUUGAGACUUACACGGUACUUUUAACUGAA
Messenger RNA from Cucumis melo (muskmelon), 2293 nucleotides. RefSeq lists its product as uncharacterized. The coding region runs from base 179 to 2065 and encodes 628 amino acids. The transcript has 5 exons. NCBI's taxonomy places the organism in Eukaryota, Viridiplantae, Streptophyta, Magnoliopsida, Cucurbitales, Cucurbitaceae. The record is from RefSeq and is a predicted model, not a curated record.